AUGAGUGACGAAAGACGUGGUUUGAUCCGAUGGAUGAGAGGAGUUGGGGUUGGUGAGACAGAGCCACAACACAAUACUAUGGUUUGCCUUAAUCUUCAUGGGAGGGGGUGGAUUUCAUUGUGGUGGGUGCCGGGUAGUAGCAGUAGUAGAAUAAUGGUAUCCAAGGAUGGGAGUGGAGAUUAUAGAACGGUGGGUGAAGCCAUUCUGAGCGCUCCGGACAUGAGUGACAGACCUUACACCAUUCACGUUCGAGAAGGCACUUAUCAAGAGUAUCUAUUCAUUCCUCCUCACAAGACUAAUAUCAAGCUCCUCGGAGAUGGACCUCACCACACCAUAAUAGUGGGCUACCAAAAUGGUUCCACCAUAGACAUUCGAGGAGAUGGGUUCAUGGCAGAGAAGAUGGGAUUUGCGAACUGGGCAGGGCUAAACGCAAGCGCUGCGGUGGCGGUGAGGAACGAAGCAGACAAGAGCAUAUUCUUCGAAUGCUCCAUCGAAGGCCUGCAAGACACCCUGUGGGCGGUUUCGGGGCGUCAGUUCUACAAAAAGUGCGAGAUCUACGGCACAGUGGACUUCAUCUACGGCAGCGCAGCGGCGGUGUUCCAGGACUGCAUGGUGUACGCGCGUUACAGAGAGUACGUGACGUUCACGGCUCAGUCGCGAGAGGAUCCGAAUGAGAAGAGUGGGUUCAGUUUCCAGAGAUGCGACUUCAGAAUGUCCCCUGAGGAUGAGGGUAGAAAGUCAGAGGUCCGUGCUAGCUUGGGUCGUCCCUUGAGACCCUAUUCCACCGUGGCUAUUCUUCAUUCCUACAUUGACUCCAUCGUGGACCCUAAAGGUUGGGAGCCCAUGCCACACCAGCCCACUGACAAACUCACCUACACCGAAUUUCAGAAUUUUGGGCCGGGCUCUAACACUGAUGCCAGAGUUAAGUGGCCUGGUGUCACCGUCCUUCGCCACCCAGCCCAAGCAGCCCAUUUCACUGCUUCCUCUCUCUUAGAUGCAGACUCUUGGAUUCCCUCCUCGGGAGUCCCCUAUGACAAUGUACUCUAG
Molecule: messenger RNA, 1047 nt
Organism: Sphenostylis stenocarpa
Lineage: Eukaryota; Viridiplantae; Streptophyta; Magnoliopsida; Fabales; Fabaceae
Source: the annotation of a GenBank genome assembly